Messenger RNA from Naumovozyma castellii, 5112 nucleotides. It is a transcript of the gene SNF2, whose product is annotated as SWI/SNF catalytic subunit SNF2. Lineage: Eukaryota; Fungi; Ascomycota; Saccharomycetes; Saccharomycetales; Saccharomycetaceae. The record is from RefSeq and is a predicted model, not a curated record. The transcript has a single exon. Bases 1 to 5112 code for a protein of 1703 amino acids.
AUGGAAGUGGAAAUACCAGACCGCAUCUUCACGAAAGAAGAAGUUAACCGCUGUUAUUUAAAAUGGCAACAAUUGCGAAAUCUACAUGGUGAAAAUGCACCCAAGAUACCAGAAUUUAUUAUGUGUACCAGAAUAUUACAAAAGGCAGCAAAACAACAACAGGAUGCCAAGCUGCAGCAGCAAAAUGCAGUCCAAAACAAUACACAAUUCGAUCAAAGUAAUGACCCACGAGAAAGUGUUUCAAUAGCUGGAUCACCGAAAGCAGGAAAUUUACCUCCAAUACAACCCGUGAACUCCAGAAAGCAAAGUGAAGUGAGUAAGGUGCCGCCUAAUCAAGGGAACAAUCAAGCGCCGCAGCUAGUGGAUGGUAUGCAAAAUCAAUUAUCACCUGGACAGCAGUAUCAGAAUGCUCUAGACCAACAUCAUGGAGGUGAACAGGAGUUCCAAGCUCAACCUCGCGCACAAUUGCUGCCUGAGAAUGAGAAGGCUCAAAUGGAAGCUGAACUUCAACAAUCUGGUUCAGGACAGCAGGAUGGACCUUUUUAUAACCAGCACAUGCCUCAACAAUCGCCACCAUCGAUUCAACCGAAUUACAAGCCAACCCUUUCCAACACGGAAAAGGAACCCAAUGGUUUAUCAAACAAUUAUAACAAUAGCAACCCUAGCCAACGAGGAACGCCAAUGUCAGCGGGAUCUCCUCAGCAACGACCUCAUCCUGCAAGUAUAUUUACUCAUGAACAGUCAACUUUAUUGAAAGCACAAAUUACUGCCUUGAAGUGUCUUGUAAACCAACAACAGGUUCCUAGAGAAUGUCAAGUUGUCAUUCAACAGUCUAUAGAAAGACCACCUGAUUUCAAGCGAAUGUUAAUGUCUUUAAGUGAAUUUGUGAAAAGACAACAUUUUGAAAGACAAAAUGGUCAAAAACAUGAAGGACCAAAUGUUGCUGGAGCCACACAACACGUUGGCAACAAUCCAAAUGCGACAAAUACACAACAAUCCAUAAUUAAUGACAAGAAACCCUCACCAACCGAAGAACAAGGCGAGAAUCCAAAUCCAAGCAUUAUUAAACAAGAGCUUUCUCAAACCAUAGAAAAUCAACAGAAUACCCAAACUACUACAAAUGAAGCAACAGACCUAUCACUUCCUGAUCGUGUCGAUACAACGAAAAUGGAACAGCAGAAAGAGAAGAUUUUGGAUUUAGGUAAAUCUGCAACUCCAAAGGAAAAUAUACCACCUGGUCUAAUCGACAAAAGACGAUCGAGAACACUUUCAAAUCAGGACGACCUCUCUCCAAAAUCAAUUACCUCAGAAGAAAUACGUGAUGCAAGGAAAUCUUCUGUGAAAGAAAAUGAACUACCGCAAUCACCUCCUUUCGAAGGUGAAAAAGAACCUCCCCAGCAAGCUGCCCCAAUAUUACUGGAAGAAUUUAAACUAUUGCAUAAAGAGAUCAAAGAAGUCGUUAAUGUUACCGAUCCAAGCAUGAUUGUUGACGCCUUUUCUUUACCUAAUAUGGAAACCAAAGUAGAUUACGAGAAAUUAUUUCCAACGUCUGAAACUAGCAAACAGGAGAUAUACCCAGGUUUGUUACCAACCGGAUUAGAUGUUCAUUCAGCAACUGAACUAUACCAUACAUUAACGGCAUUGAAUAUAGGCACUACCAUAGACGCUUUUCUCAAUGAUAUAGUAAGUGAUAAGACUGAUGAGGAAACACGUUGCAAUUCUCUUUAUGACUACUAUGCCCUCCAAUUACUACCUUUACAGAAGGCAGUCAGAGGACAUGUUUUGCAGUUUGAAUGGUAUCAAAAUUCCUUAUUGCCUAAUACUCAUCCAAAUUUCUUGUCCAAAGUGAGAAAUAUUAAUAUGCUCGAUACCAUCUUUACAAGAGAAUUAUACAGGAGACACGAGUUGGUACAAUAUCAGAAACUAAUGGUUCACGAAGAGAGGAAAUUGAGAAGCAUAACCCAUUCUUCUGUAGUUCAGUUCAAUCUGAAAAAUGAAAGAAGAAAUAGACAUGUAAAGACCGGUAAUAAAUUCUUUAACAUUCAUGCCACCAUAGAGAAAGAUGAACAAAGAAGGGUAGAAAGAAAAGCUAAGGAACGUUUACAGGCAUUGAAAGCAAAUGAUGAGGAAGCAUAUAUUAAACUAUUGGAUCAAACAAAAGAUACAAGAAUCACACAUUUAUUGAAGCAAACAAAUGCCUUUUUGGAUUCUCUAACGAGGGCAGUUAAGGACCAACAAAAAUAUACUAAAGAGAUGAUCGAUUCUCACUUACUUGAAGCCUCUGAGGAGGAUAAAUCCGUUUCCCCUUCAAUGCCAGUGGCUACAUUUCCUGAUGAGGAAGAUGGGGAAGAGAAGGGAAAUUUUGAUUACUACAGUGUUGCACAUAGAAUUAAGGAAGAGAUAAGGCAACAACCCGCUAUGUUAGUUGGCGGAACCUUAAAAGAAUAUCAAUUGAAAGGUCUUCAAUGGAUGGUUUCAUUAUUCAAUAACCAUUUAAAUGGUAUUUUGGCUGAUGAGAUGGGUUUAGGUAAGACAAUUCAGACAAUUUCGUUAUUGACAUACCUUUACGAAACGAAACAUAUUCAUGGACCUUAUCUUGUUAUUGUACCCUUAUCAACAUUAUCGAAUUGGAGUAACGAAUUUGCUAAAUGGGCACCUACAAUGAGAUGUAUCUCUUAUAAAGGUUCUCCUAAUGAAAGAAAAUCUAAGCAUGCAAUUAUCAAGUCAGGAGAAUUUGAUGUGGUACUGACAACUUUCGAGUACAUUAUUAAAGAGAGGGCGUUAUUAUCAAAGGUAAAAUGGAUUCACAUGAUUAUUGAUGAAGGUCAUAGAAUGAAGAACGCGCAAUCAAAGUUAUCACUAACUUUGAAUACGUAUUAUCACUCUGAUUACAGACUAAUUCUAACUGGGACUCCACUGCAGAAUAAUUUACCAGAAUUAUGGGCACUACUAAAUUUUGCGCUUCCGAAGAUUUUUAACUCUGUAAAGUCGUUCGACGAAUGGUUCAACACACCUUUUGCGAAUACUGGUGGUCAAGAUAAGAUUGAACUAAGUGAAGAAGAAACUUUACUAGUUAUCAGAAGACUUCAUAAAGUGUUAAGACCUUUCUUAUUGCGUCGUCUCAAGAAGGAUGUUGAGAAGGAACUUCCAGAUAAAGUAGAAAAAGUGAUCAAAUGUAAGAUGAGCGCCUUACAACAAAUUAUGUACCAACAAAUGUUGAAAUAUCGUCGUUUGUUUAUCGGUGAUCAUACAAAUAAAAAGAUGGUUGGUUUAAGAGGGUUCAAUAACCAGCUAAUGCAGUUGAAAAAGAUUUGCAAUCAUCCCUUCGUUUUUGAAGAGGUAGAAGAUCAAAUUAAUCCCACGCGUGAAACCAAUGCAAACAUAUGGCGUGUUGCUGGUAAGUUCGAAUUGUUAGAAAAAGUACUUCCAAAAUUAAAAGCCACUGGACAUCGUGUUUUAAUUUUCUUUCAAAUGACCCAAAUUAUGGAUAUUGUCGAAGAUUUUUUGAGGUUCAUUGAUAUCAAGUAUUUGCGAUUAGACGGUCAUACAAAGUCAGAUGAUCGUUCAAAUCUUCUUAAGUUGUUUAAUGCACCUGAUUCUGAAUAUCUCUGUUUUAUACUGUCAACCAGAGCCGGUGGGUUAGGAUUAAAUCUACAAACUGCUGAUACCGUUAUUAUUUUUGAUACAGAUUGGAAUCCACAUCAAGAUUUGCAAGCUCAAGAUAGAGCUCACAGAAUUGGUCAAAAGAAUGAAGUUAGAAUUCUACGUUUAAUUACAGAACAUUCGGUGGAAGAAGCAAUUCUUGAGAGAGCCCAUAAAAAGUUGGAUAUUGAUGGAAAGGUUAUUCAAGCUGGUAAAUUUGAUAACAAAUCAACUUCUGAAGAGCAAGAGGCGCUACUAAGAUCUCUUUUGGAAGCUGAAGAAGAACGUAAGCAAAGAAGAGUAAAAGGACUUCCAGACGAAGAAGAAAUGGGAGAUAACGAACUAAAUGAGUUAUUAGCAAGAAAUGAUGGAGAAUUAGAAAUUUUCCAUGACCUUGAUGUAGAGAGGCUAAAACGUGAUUCAGAAAGAGGUUUAAAAUCAAGAUUAUUGGCAAAUGAUGAGCUUCCAGAAGUUUAUCACCAGGAUAUAGAAAAAGAAUUAGAAAAGGAGCAAUCUGAAGCAGCGGCGGUUUAUAGUGGAAGAGGCGCAAGAGAACGUAAGGCGACCACAUACUCUGAAAAUGUUACUGAGGACCAGUGGUUGCAGCAAUUUGAGGUCAGUGAUCAUGAAGAUAAUGACAAUAAUGGUAACAAUUCCAUGGAUGAAGGGUCAUUAGAUGCAAAUGGGAAUCCUAGGAAGCGUAAAACUGCAAGAUCUCGCGGAAAAUCUAAGAGAGCUAAACUGUCUGGUGAAUCUGAUGCUCCCGAAAAUACUAUUCCUGAAAGCCCUAUGACAGUUGAGAACACACCUAAUGAAGAAUUACAUUCAUCUCCAGACCUCGUUUCAUCUCCUGUGGAGAUUCCAUUAAGUACUGGGGCACCAACGACUGCAGGAAAGACUUCAAUCAAAUCAGCAAGAACAUCCACAAAGGGACGUAGCAAAAUACGUGCCAAAGGACGCAGUCGCGCGAAAGGCCGUUCACGUCAAGUUAAACCUAAAAAUGGCCUUGAAUAUGUUCGGACUGCACAGGCUGCCGUUGAACCAUUACAAGUUCGUGAGAAUGUCUCAAAAACUGCUCAGAUCUUAUACGAUUUUGCUGUGAAUUAUGAAAAUAGUGAUGGAAGACCGUUAUCUGGAAUUUUUAUGACCAAACCUUCGAAAACUUUGUACCCUGAUUAUUACUUACUGAUCAAGUAUCCAGUGGCCUAUGAAAAUAUUCAAAGGCAUAUUGAUGAUAAGGCGUAUAAUAAACUAUUCGAAGUAUUGGAGGAUUUUCACUUAGUCUUUGCAAAUGCAAGAAUAUACAAUACUGAGGAUUCAUUGGUUUAUCAGGAUGCUAUUGAAUUGGAAGGUGUGAUUAUUGAAAAAUAUAAAGAACUUUCGAAGGAUAUCAAUCCUAUUGAUUUUUCGUUAUUUGAUGAGCUUUACGCAACUCAGCCGCUGGUCUUAAAUAAUAUUUCAGAAACUUAA